GGCCGGGCGGGGAGGGGCCUCCCGACUCUCGAUGCUGGACUCCGGAGAGGAUAGAGUUGGGCGUCACCUUAGAUGUCACCAGUUUUACUUGUGAUAGAAAUGGAGUCGGUGUCGUUUCCCAGGAUGCUAGAGUGUCUCGCACACUUACCUACUAACAGGGCCUUAGGAGGUGAAGGCGCCUUGGAUUCCUGCUGCCCCUUUAAGCACAGUUAAGCCCGGGGCACUUGAUCAACCCUGAAUAUCUAGAGUUAAAGCAUUGCCUUGCAAAAUGGUGGAGGACAAGCUGGCACUGUUUGAUAAAAGCAUAAAUGAAUUUGGGAGCAAAUACAGAAGCACUCUGAGUGAUGCUCCUUGUCAGAUGGUGGGGCUAAGAGACGCCUACAAGGACUCGGUCAAGUCACUUAGAGAAAAACUGUCUGUGAAACUGAAGGAAGAAGAACGAAUGAUUGAGAUGUAUCUGGAAUAUAAAAAUCAGGUCAACAGACAGAAUGAGUUGAUUCCAGAGAAAAAAGAUAACUUGUUAAAACUGAUUGCUGAAGUAAAAGACAAAAAGCAGAAAUUGGAAGACCUUAGAAGAAAUAUCCAGGAUCUUAAGGAAGAGUAUUCUAGGAAGAAGGAAACUAUCUCCACUGCCAACAAAGCUAAUGAAGAGAGGUUGAAAAGGCUGCAGAAAUCUGUGGACUUGUAUAAAGCUCGCCGUGGACUGGAAAUUCGAAAAAUAUAUGGUGACAAAUUGCAGUUUAUUUUCACUAAUAUUGACCCUAAGCAUCCUGAGAGCCCAUUUUUGUUAUCUUGGCGUCUAAAUGAAGCAAGGGACUAUGAAGUGUCAGAUAGUGCUCCUCAUCUCGAGUGCCUUGCGGAAUUUCAGGAGAAUGUGAGGAAGACCAACAAUUUUUCGGCUUUUCUUGCCAAUGUUCGGAAAGCUUUUACUGCGAUGGUUUAUACUUAAUAUGUAAAUAGUAUAUUAAAACAAGUUUGUUUUUUCUGUCAUGUA
Oryctolagus cuniculus (rabbit) is the source of this 994-nucleotide messenger RNA. Its product is annotated as kinetochore protein Spc25. Gene Ontology annotation, biological process: chromosome segregation. Lineage: Eukaryota; Metazoa; Chordata; Mammalia; Lagomorpha; Leporidae. Gene Ontology annotation, cellular component: Ndc80 complex. The record is from RefSeq and is a predicted model, not a curated record.